Messenger RNA from Agelaius phoeniceus (red-winged blackbird), 2172 nucleotides. NCBI's taxonomy places the organism in Eukaryota, Metazoa, Chordata, Aves, Passeriformes, Icteridae. The record is from RefSeq and is a predicted model, not a curated record.
CGGCCCCCGCCCCCGAGGAGCCGGCCCGGGACCCCCCGGGGCCGCUGGCGCUGCUGCGCUCGCGGGCGCUCGACGUCACCUUCGAGGUGGGCGACGACUACGAAAUCAUCGAGACCAUCGGCACCGGCGCCUACGGCGUGGUCAGCUCGGCACGGAGACGGGACACAGGCCAGCAGGUGGCCAUCAAGAAGAUCCCCAACGCCUUCGACGUGGUGACCAACGCCAAGCGGACGCUGCGGGAGCUGAAGAUCCUCAAGCACUUCAAGCACGACAACAUCAUCGGCAUCAAGGACAUCCUGCGGCCCAGCGGCCCCUACGGAGAGUUCCGGAACGUCUACGUCGUUCUGGACCUCAUGGAGAGCGACCUCCACCAGAUCAUCCACUCCUGCCAGCCACUCACCCUGGAGCACGUCCGCUACUUCCUCUACCAGCUCCUGCGCGGCCUCAAGUACAUCCACUCCGCCAACGUCCUGCACCGCGACCUCAAGCCCAGCAACCUCCUGGUCAACGAGAACUGCGAGCUCAAGAUCGGCGACUUCGGCAUGGCCCGCGGCCUGGGCGCCGACCCGCGCCACACCAAGCCCUUCCUCACCGAGUACGUGGCCACGCGCUGGUACCUUGCGCCGGAGCUGCUGCUCUCCCUGCACCGCUACACGCGCGCCAUCGACAUGUGGUCGGUCGGCUGCAUCUUCGCCGAGAUGCUGGGGCGCCGCCAGCUCUUCCCGGGACGCAACUACGUCCACCAGCUCCAGCUCAUCAUGGCCGUGCUGGGCACGCCCCCGCCGGGCGUCAUGGCCGCCAUCGGCGCCGAGCGCGUCCGCGCCUACGUGCAGAGCCUGCCGCCGCGCCCGCCGGUGCCCUGGGAGAGCCUCUUCGGCCAGGCCGAGCCGGCGGCGCUGGCGCUGCUGGGCCGGAUGCUGCGCUUCGACCCGCGCGAGAGGGUGGGCGUGGCCGAGGCGCUGCGCCACCCCUUCCUGGCCAAGUACCACGACCCCGAGGACGAGCCCGAGUGCGUGCCCGCCUUCGACUUCGCCUUCGACCGCCAGGCGCUCACCAAGGAGGAGAUCAAGGCGGCCAUCGUGGCCGAGAUCGCCGACUUCCACGCCCGGCGCGACGGCAUCCGCCGGCAGAUCGCGCCGGCGCCGGGGGGCGUGGCCAACAGCGUGAAUGCAACCAAUGACGUCAGCAGGAGAAACGUCGAGGUCGGCGCGGCCGACAAUGGGGUCGGCGUCGAGCUCAACGCGCCCAACGAUCCAUCAUGGCCGCCGUGCGCCGACGUGGACAUGCCCAGCCCCGGCCCCGCCCCCGACUGCCCAAUGGAGUCGCCGCGGGUGAAGGCGGAGCCGGCAGUGGGGGCGGGGCCGGCGGUGGCUCCGCCCAAGAGGGACGGCGCCAUCUCGGACGACACCAAGGCGGCGCUGAAGGCGGCGCUGCUGAAAUCGGCCAUGAGGAACAAGAGCAAAGACCCGCCCUGCGCGGCGCCGGAAGCGCCCGAGUGCCGCAAGCCGGUGACGGCGGCCGAGCGCCAGCGCGAGCGGGAGGAGAAGCGCCGGCGCCGCCAGGAGCGCGCCAAGGAGCGCGAGAAGAAGCAGCGCGAGCGCGAGCGCCGCGAGCCACGCCCACGGGGGGAGGGGCUCCACGGCCUCGUCCUCACCGACGACGACCGGCACCUCCUGGAGCGCUGGACCAAGAUGGCCGACGGCGCCCAGCCCCGCCCCCAGGCCCCGCCCCCCUGCGCCGCCCCGCCCAACGAGGCGUGGCCGGGCCCCCGCGGGGUGGGCGGAGCCUCCGGACGUGGCCACGGUGACGCAGCAGCUGCAGAAGUCGCAGGUGGAGGAUCCGCUGCCGCCGGUGUUCCCGGUGACGCCCAAGGGCAGCGGCGCCGGUUACGGCGUCGGCUUCGACCUGGAGGAGUUCCUGAGCCAAUCGCUCGACAUGGUGGGCGAGGCCAAGGACAGCCAUUUGGACUCGGCGCCGCUGUCGGCGUCGCUCUUGGCCGAUUGGCUGGAGGUUCACCGCCUCAGCCCCGCCGCGCUCGAGAGCCUCCAGCGCGACCUCAGCCUGGGGCUCGCCCAUGCUCGACGACCUCCCCCGAGCCCUGACCCCGCCCCUCAUCUCCAUACCCGGGACACGCCCCCUCCCCGCCCGCCCGGAUUAAACUUUGGACACAAA